ACGGUUUGUCUGCGAGUCACGCCUGCACGCACGCGCGAGCGUCCGUUGUUGUCACGUGGGACGCCAGCGCUGGCUGGGUCGGUGAAAGGCUGAACACACACACACGUGCGCGCGCGCUCACCGAAAGCGGCGCGGACGGAAGGACUGCUUCCGAAACGGGGCUACGACGCCGCCGCAAAACUGCGCACUUGGUAGCUUCUGUCGUCGACUGACAACAGCUGCCCGAGGCGUCGAGGUGAGUGCGACCGUUACAGAGAGAGAGAGAGAGAGAAAAGCGAUCAAACCCAGAAGCACCACUGCCACUUGUGCGCGGGGAGCAUGUCCAGUCUCAUGGCUGCCACCCAAGGCAAAUAGAGCGCAGCCGGCGGAUGCAUUGACCCACCAGAUUAUCGCGAACCCUCGUCACUUGUGACGUAUUUCGAAAUGAGACAACGAAGCCCUCUCAAGUGCUGCCGAGAUUAGAGGCCCAUUCCCCAUCUUGUUCUUGCUCGAGCUGCCAGUUGCUUCGCUACAUUGAAGACUUUGCUGCUUGCAUUGCGAGGCGCAACCUUCUAAAUUUCCUGCUAGUAAUUAGGCACACAGGAACGGUCGUCUCUUACUCGCGUCUCAACAUUGGAAGGACCAACGGCUGCCCCUUUCGAGUGCAGAAGGUUUCGUCAUCGAAACUGGACUGCGAAACUGAACUGAUACAAGUGCACCGUGUCCGGGAGCGUCCACUCGAAGUUCGAGUUCUUGUGAAACUGAAGCACAUCCGAUUGUGUGGAACAGUGCAGUAAUCUUUGUCUUGAGACGACGCCGAGGCGUAGAGGGGGUACGUCUGCUUAGUUCCCGGAACCUGGACUUUUAUCGAAGCAUUGUGUUGUGAGUACAACGUUGUACACGCUUCGAGUGCAUUUCUAGCGCAACGCUUCAAGUGCCUGCUUCGUUCACCAAGACGGCAUCUCUCUUAUCUCACGAACAAGUACCACCAUUGCCAUUCUGCGCUAAGGAUCCGGAAUUUCGAUUGUGUAGAAAGAAGUUCGCGUGUUUUAGUGACGACGUCACCAAGUCAUCAGCACAGAUUGUGCUCGUCUGUGGAGUGUGUCGAUUCAGUGGAGCCGAAGCUCUUCAUGUGUUCAGUGUUCGGUGCCACAACGCGUUGCUAAGUGCAGUUCCGUCUUUGACCGUCUGCGGCAACCCACCAUCCGCUUCGCCUCGUCUCCGAUUACUUCCGUGGAUUGUGAAUACAGCAGUUCCACAGCGCCAGGACCAUGUCUGCGUUUGCGAUAGAAACCGUCCUGGGUCUCAUCAAAGUCCUGGGCACCGUCUAUGACUUGGUCACUCUUCCGGUGUACGCCGUACUCCAGCAGCCCUGGGUGUACUGGAAGCGAAAGCGGAUGUGCUUCGCCAAGCGCAUCAUCGAGGGCGACCCUUCGUCCCCGUACCGGCUCCUGGACAACUCCGAGGUCGAGAACCUCAGGGGAAUCCAGACGCUUGACGAGGUCGCGCGCAGGGCCAUCCGGGCUUACGCCAAGAGGCCCGCCAUGGGCACGCGACGCAUCCUCGGGCGAACCGAAGAGAAGCAGCCCAACGGCAAGGUCUUCAAGAAACUCGUACUGGGUGACUACGAGUGGUGGACGUACGAAGAGGUGGACCGCAAGAUCGACCUCACGGCUCGCGGUCUCCUCUCCAUCGGAGCGAGGCCUCGACAGUUCCUGGCCAUCUUGGCCGAGACGAGGGCCGAGUGGAUGCUGACGGCGCAGGCCUGCUUCCGUACCAACAUACCGCUGGUGACGCUGUACGCUACGCUCAGCAACGAGGACAUCGUGAGCGCAGUGAACGUGACCGAGGUGACGCACCUGGUCACCUCGUCGGACCUCAUCACGCGGGUGCUCAGCGUCGUGGGCAAGAUGCCGUCGCUGACGCACAUCGUUUACAUGGAGAACCCCAACGCCAAGCCUCCGGCUCCGUUGCAGGAUGGUCCUCAGGUAAUCCCAUUCUCGAGCCUGGAAGAGCGGGGCGUCGACCACGAACACGAGCAGUGCUCGCCCUCUCCGGACGACGUCGCCAUCGUCAUGUUCACCAGCGGCUCGUCGGGGAUGCCCAAGGGCGUCAUGGCUUCCCACAGGAACCUCAUCUCCUCCAUGAACGGCUUCGGCGUCGUGUGCGACAAAUUCGGCGCCUACACCUGCGACGACGUGUACCUCGCCUACCUCCCGCUGGCUCACAUGCUCGAGCUGGCCGCCGAGACGCUGCUCUUCGGCGCGGGCGCGCGCAUCGGCUACUCCUCCCCGCUCACGAUCACCGACAACGCAUCCGCCGUAGCCAAGGGCUGUCGCGGUGACGUGACCCUCCUUCAGCCCACCGUCUUCGUCUGCGUGCCCCUCAUAGUGGACCGUCUUCGCAAGGGCGUCAACGAGGUGGCCGCGUCCAAGGGACCCUUCUUCAAGGCCCUGUUCGACUACGCCGUCCAGUACAAGAACUUCUGGCUCGACCUGGGCUUCGACACGCCCAUCCUGAACCAGCUGGUCUUCAAGCACGUCCGCCUUCUGCUGGGACCCAACCUGAAGGUCCUCGCCUGCGGCUCGGCUCCGCUGUCGAGUCACACGCGUCGUUUCGUGAGGGCCUGCAUGGGUUGUCGGGUCAUCGAGGGCUACGGCCUGACGGAGACGAGCGGCGCGGCGAGCAUUAUGAACGCUGAGGACGUCAGUGCGGACCGCGUCGGUGCUCCACCGGGUUGCUACCUCCGACUGGUCGACUGGGAAGAAGGCAACUACCGGACGUCGGACAAGCCUAACCCUCGAGGGGAGAUCGUCGUCGGUGGUCCCUGCGUCACCAAGGGGUACUACAAGAACGAGGAGCUGACGAGGGAGUCCUUCCGAGAGGAAGGAGGCAUUCGCUGGUUCUACACUGGAGACAUCGGCGAGAUCUUUCCCGACGGCACGCUCAAGAUCGUGGACCGCAAGAAGGACCUGGUGAAGUUGCAGUUCGGCGAGUACAUCUCUCUGGGUCGGGUCGAGUCGGUGCUCAAGACUUGCACGCUUGUCGACAACCUCUUCGUCUACGGCAACUCUCUGCACACCUACCUCGUGGCGCUCGUGGCUCCCAACCUGAAGCAGCUCCAGCGCAUCGCUCGACGUCUGGGCAGGGACGAAGACUUCGUGUCCAACGCGACGGUCAAGGACCUGUGUCAAGACGCCCAGGUUGCCAAGGCAGCCGAGGAAGCGAUCCUGGAGUACGCGCGCGGCAGCGGUCUCCUGAAGACCGAGGUGCCCGGAAGGGUGAAGCUGUGCUCGGAAGAAUGGAAACCGGACACCGGGCUGGUGACAGCCACGUACAAGAUUCGCAGGAAGCCCCUGCAGAGCUUCUAUCAGCGAGACAUCGAUGCGAUGUACGGACUGUCGGAGGAGAGCAGACUGCGUCGCGCAUGAAGAAUUUAGUUGUGCGCGCGUGUUGCAUUUUCGAUACUUAGGACCAUGUGUGCGGUGCGCCCGUGUGUGUGUGUGACGUUGUAAAAAAGCUGAAAAGGGACAGAAUUAAGACAACGUCCGUACAAGGCGCGUUCCUCUCAUUAUGUAAACGCUGGUACAAGGGUUAGCGUGUACUCCUUGGGAGAUUUACGACUCGUCUUACAAUAUAUAUUUUCCUCUAUAAGAACAGAAAACUUGUGGACUGAAUAAAACUCCUCCAGCCACUGAG
Molecule: messenger RNA, 3678 nt
Organism: Rhipicephalus sanguineus (brown dog tick)
Lineage: Eukaryota; Metazoa; Arthropoda; Arachnida; Ixodida; Ixodidae
Product: long-chain-fatty-acid--CoA ligase 4-like
Biological process (GO): neuron differentiation; long-chain fatty-acyl-CoA metabolic process; long-chain fatty acid metabolic process
Cellular component (GO): lipid droplet; plasma membrane; endoplasmic reticulum
Molecular function (GO): palmitoyl-CoA ligase activity
Source: RefSeq, a predicted model, not a curated record